Molecule: messenger RNA, 2574 nt
Organism: Heteronotia binoei (common prickly gecko)
Lineage: Eukaryota; Metazoa; Chordata; Lepidosauria; Squamata; Gekkonidae
Gene: EIF4E3
Product: eukaryotic translation initiation factor 4E family member 3
Exons: 7
Coding region: 87-776 (229 amino acids)
Biological process (GO): translational initiation
Cellular component (GO): eukaryotic translation initiation factor 4F complex
Molecular function (GO): RNA 7-methylguanosine cap binding; translation initiation factor activity
Source: RefSeq, a predicted model, not a curated record
CUCUGGGAAAAAGAGCGAGAGGGCGGGCGGGCUUUCGUUCACUGAGGCGGCGCUGACUCAGCCUGGGCCGAAGGAAGCGCAGGGCAAUGGCGCUGAGCCCCCCCGAGAGGCAGCCGGGCCCGCCUGAGCCCCCGCACCCGCCGCCUCGCCAUCACCACCAGCAGCAGGAGGAGGAGGAGGACGACGAGGCCGAGCUCGACCCCCAGCGGCUGAGUGGCCUGGAGCCCGAGUCGGGCGGGAUUCCGCUUCACUCGCCUUGGACCUUCUGGCUCGACAAAUCUCUUCCUGGUACAACAGCGGCUGAAUGUGCAUCAAAUUUAAAGAAGAUCUAUACAGUACAAACUGUGCAGAUUUUCUGGAGUGUUUAUAAUAAUAUUCCUGCUGUGACAAGCCUGCCUCUGAGAUGUAGUUAUCAUUUAAUGCGUGGAGAAAGACGGCCGUUGUGGGAAGAGGAAAGCAAUGCCAAAGGAGGUGUGUGGAAAAUGAAAGUCCCGAAAGACAGUACGUCCGCAGUUUGGAAAGAGUUAUUGUUAGCAACUAUUGGGGAACAGUUUGCAGACCGCUGUGCCGGAGGUGAUGAAGUAAUAGGGGUUAGUGUCAGCGUUCGUGACCGGGAAGAUGUUGUUCAAGUGUGGAAUGUAAAUGCCUCAUUAGCAAGCGAAGCAACAGUUCUAGAAAAGAUCUAUGAACUUCUGCCACAUACAUCUUUUAAGGCUGUUUUUUAUAAACCUCACAAAGAGCAUCAUGCUUUUGAAGGUGGACGUGGAAGACAUUAACAGUACUGAACUCGUGUUGUAAUAAUUAUUUUUGUGAAGAUCAUCACAGUGAGAAGAUGGACAGUACAUUUUGCAAAAGCACCACAGUCCCCUGGUUAUUUUAGGUCUCUUUCUAUUCACAUGCAAUCGCUGGUGCUCAAAAGGAAAGAGAAUUGCUGCCUCAGUUGCUGAUCAGGAUGUUUCUUUGGACUUCACAACAAAAGAAAAAUCACUGUUCAAAUUACCUUACUGCAUUUUUUUUUUUAGGUGGAAGAUUUUCUUGUUUUUAAUUAGCUUUACUGUACUUAGUUUAAAUGCAAAUAUGCACAGGCAUGAGACGCUGCUUUUCUUAGACUUGCUGUACUUAGAGACCCAUACCGUGGUGUAUUUACUGAACCAUGGAUUUGGCGGGUUUUUUGUGAGCCUUAUUAUGAGACAUUCCUGUCAUGUUAAAAUCUACUCAUAGAUUGUCCUGAGAGAUAUUGGAAAUUUGCACUGUGUUAACUUCUAAUAUAGAAUGGGAGAAAUCCAACAAGAAGAGUUCACUGGAUAUGAAUGGGAGGUUGCACAGUAGCUGUGCUGAGUGCACUGAUUUCAGGGUCAUCUGGUUAUGCACUGAUGAUAACCAUGCUGCAAAAUAAUAAUAAGUUUUAAUAAUCACUCAGCAGAGAGAGAGAGCCUAUAAAGAGAUACUAGGUUUCUGUUGGUACUUCAUUUUAAAUGCUGUGGGGGGCAGGAACCCUUGAACAAUCCUUGGGCUGGUUAAAGCCCGAUGGCAGGCUCCACGGGAACACUUCGCAUCACCAGCAGACUCAAUCAAGUGACUGUGAUUUGCUUCCCCCACAAAUGUGGCAGCCAGUGGUGGGAUUCUAGCAGAAACUCAUUUGCAUAUUAGGCCACACACCCCUGAUGUAGCCAAUCCUCCAAGAACUUACACGGAUUGGCUACAUCAGGGGGUGUGGCCUAAUAUGUAAAUGAGCUUCUGCAGAAUUCCACCCCUGGUGGCAGCCCUCUUUCACUCACUGCCAUUGUCUUCAUUGCAGCACACUGGUUCUUCAGUGUUUAAUUUAAGCUGUUUCUUUCAACACACCUAUUUAACUAAAUGAGUAAACUUUCUGUAGGAAAAGGUGGAUAAUUUUGCAUUAUGUAAGCUUUCUUUUUUAAAAGAACACUCCACUGUGUUCUCGGUUGAAAUAGGAAGUUUCACAGUCGCAUUUUAGCAUACGUUUGCAAAACAGACCUUCAUUCCCCCCUCCCCCCGCACCUGCCCUCCUGUCCAGUUUUCAUAUCAGAUGUGUUCUGCACCAAUUUAAGGUCAGUAUCAAAUCCAUAGUCAUUUUGUUGUAAACGUAACCAGUUCAACUGGAUCUAGUUACAGGCUAUAAUGGCACCUUGUGCCCCCCCCCCCAACUGUAGAGAAACAAGUCAGUUACACUUUGCAGCAUGAAUGUGGAAGUUUCAACAUUAGCUUUUGUGUGUGGUUUUCUUCCCCUUCUUUCCCAUAUUAAUUACUGGAGCUUUCAAUAUGUUUUAUUACAGCACCAAAGAUUUAUUUAGUUUCUCAAGAAGUUGCUGCCAAGUAGGAGGGAAGGCACAUCCCUCUAAGGCAGCAUUAGUAGAUCAGCAUUAGUGUUUGGAAAUUGUUCUGACUGCACUGAUAUCAACCCAUCUGAUCAUAUGAGAGGCGGCCAUCGGAAUUUAAUACAUUUCUAAAGAAAUCAGUUUCCCCCUUUUUAAUUUUUGUACUAGUUCAUCCGUAUUUAUGAAUUAAAACUUGUGCAUUUAACAAGCAUUAUUAAACAACUGUUUUAUAAACUCA